Messenger RNA from Scomber japonicus (chub mackerel), 3539 nucleotides. RefSeq names its product NLR family CARD domain-containing protein 3-like. The record is from RefSeq and is a predicted model, not a curated record. Lineage: Eukaryota; Metazoa; Chordata; Actinopteri; Scombriformes; Scombridae. Gene Ontology annotation, molecular function: protein binding.
UCAGCAGCAUGGAUCUGAGUGAGUACAGAGAGGAGGGAGUCCCUCCCUCUAAAAGCUCUCGGUGUGGGGAACAUGACAGCCAGACCAAAGCUCAGAGAAGAACAAGGAGGCAGCACAGACCAGACUCUGCUGGACCUGAACCUGAACCUGAACCCAGCUGUGUGUCCUUCAAGAGCAACUGGUCAAAGGAGGAUUUUAUUAACUUUAAACAAAGACACUCAUCUGAUCAACAGAGGAAGCCGGACCAACCUGAACCCAGCUGUGUGUCUAUGAAGAGUGAUCGGUCUAUGGAUUAUCCUUAUAACUUCAAAAAUGGACGGCACUCUGAUGAUCAAGGAGUGGACCAGGAGAGCUCAGAGGUUCCCAGUGGUCAGUCUGACCAGAAGCAUCAAACACACCUGGACUCCAUAUUUAUGCUGCUGGAGGAGAACAUCGUCACUUUUGUGAAGAACGAGCUGAAGAAGAUGCGGAAGCUUCUGAGUCUAGAUGACCCAGAAUGCUUAGAGAGUCAGAGUGAGGAUGGUGAGGUGUUGGACGGUGAGGAGGAAGAGCAGAGGAGGAAGAGCAGAGAGGCAUUUCUGAAGAUCACACUGCACUUCCUGAGGAGAAUGAAGCAGGAGGAGCUGGCUGACUGUCUGCUGAGCAGAACUUAUGCAGCAGAGUGUCGACAUAAACUUAAGUCUAACCUGCAGAAUAAGUUUGAAUGUCUGUUUGAGGGGAUCGCUAAAGCAGGAAACCCAACCCUUCUGAAUCAGAUCUACACACCGCUCUACAUCACAGAGGGAGGGACUGCAGAGGUCAAUGAUGAACAUGAGAUCACACAGAUUGAAACAGCAUCCAGGAAAUCAGACAGACCAGAAACAACAAUCAGACAAGAAGACAUCUUUAAAGCCUCACCUGGAAGAGAUGAACCAAUCAGAACAGUGAUGACAAAGGGAGUGGCUGGCAUUGGGAAAACAGUCUUAACACAGAAGUUCACUCUGGACUGGGCUGAAGACAAAGCCAACCAGGACAUACACUUCACAUUUCCAUUCACUUUCAGAGAGCUGAAUGUGGUGAAAGAGAAAAAGUACAGCUUGGUGGAACUUGUUCAUCACUUCUUUACUGAAACCAAAGAAGCAGGAAUCUGCAGGUUUGAAGAAUUCCAGGUUGUGUUCAUCUUUGACGGUCUGGAUGAGUGUCGACUCCCUCUGGACUUCCACAACAAUGAGAUCCUGACUGAUGUUACAGAGUGCACCUCAGUGGAUGUGCUGCUGACAAACCUCAUCAGGGGGAAACUGCUUCCCUCUGCUCGCCUCUGGAUAACCACACGACCUGCAGCAGCCAAUCAGAUCCCUCCUGAGUGUGUCGACAUGGUGACAGAGGUCAGAGGGUUCACUGACCCACAGAAGGAGGAGUACUUCAGGAAGAGAUUCAGAGAUAAGAAGCAGGCCAGCACCAUCAUCUCCCACAUCAAGACAUCACAAAGCCUCCACAUCAUGUGCCACAUCCCAGUCUUCUGCUGGAUCACUGCUACAGUUCUGGAGGAUGUGUUGAAAAGCAGAGAGGGAGGAGAGCUGCCCAAGACCCUGACUGAGAUGUACAUCCACUUCCUGGUGGUUCAGGCCAAACUGAAGAACGUCAAGUAUGAUGGAGGAGCUGAGACAGAUCCACACUGGAGUCCAGAGAACAGGAAGAUGAUUGAGUCUCUGGGAAAACUGGCUUUUGAGCAGCUGCAGAAAGGAAACCUGAUCUUCUAUGAAACAGACCUGACAGAGUGUGGCAUCGAUAUCAGAGCAGCCUCAGUGUACUCAGGAGUGUUCACAGAGGUCUUUAAAAAGGAGAGCGGUCUGUACCAGGACAAGGUGUUCUGCUUCGUCCAUUUGAGUGUUCAGGAGUUUCUGGCUGCUCUUCAUAUCCAUCUGACAUUCAUCAAAUAUGGAUUUAAUCUGCUGGCCGGAGAACCAACAUCCUGGUGGUCUGAAGUGUUUGGAGGCAAAUCAACACCGUUCUAUCCGUGUGCUGUGGACGAGGCCUUAAAGAGUCCAAAUGGACACCUGGACUUGUUCCUCCGCUUCCUCCUGGGUCUUUCACUGCAGACCAAUCAGACUCUCCUACGAGGUCUGCUGACACACACAGGAAGUAGCUCACAGACCAAUCAGGAAACAGUUGAGUACAUCAAGAAGAAGAUCAGUGAGAAUGUGUCUGCAGAGAGAAGCAUCAAUCUGUUCCACUGUCUGAAUGAACUGAAUGAUCGUUCUCUAGUGGAGGAGAUCCAACAGUACCUGAGAUCAGGAAGACUCUCCACAGUUAAACUGUCUCCUGCUCAGUGGUCAGCUCUGGUCUUCAUCUUACUGUCAUCAGGAAAAGAUCUGGAUGUGUUUGACCUGAAGAAAUACUCUGCUUCAGAGGAAGCUCUUCUGAGGCUGCUGCCAGUGGUCAAAGUCUCCAACAAAGCUGUAAGUAUACAGAUAAUUGACUUCAUUCAUUAUUAUUUAAAUAUGCUGCUGUCUUUGAAACAGGAAAUAUGGUACCUGUUAUUUUUUUCUCUCUAUUGUCUUUCCAGACUCAGUGGCUGUAACCUCUCAGAGAGAAGCUGUGCAGCUCUGUCCUCAGUUCUCAGCUCCCAGUCCUCUAGUCUGAGAGAUCUGGACCUGAGUAACAACAACCUGCAGGAUUCAGGAGUGAAUCAGCUGUCUGCUGGACUAAAGAGUCCACACUGUGAAUUGGAAACUCUCAGCCUGUCAGGAUGUCUGAUCACAGAGGAAGGCUGUGCUUCUCUGGCCUCAGCUCUGAGCGACAACCCCUCCCAUCUGAGAGAGCUGGAUCUGAGCUACAAUCAUCCAGGAGACUCAGGAGAGAAGAUCCUGUCUGCUGGACUGGAGGAUCCACACUGGAGACUGGACACUCUCAGCCUGCAGCCUGCUGGAGUCCGAUGGUUGACACCAGGUCUGAGGAAGUAUUUCUGUGAAUUCACACUGGAUCCAAACACAGCAAACAGAAACCUCAAACUGUCUGAUAAUAACAAGGAGGUGACACAUGUGUCAGAGGAUCAGUCAUAUCCUGAUCAUCCAGACAGAUUUGACUGCAGUCCUCAGCUGCUGUGUGGAGACGAUCUGACUGGUCGCUGUUACUGGGAGGUUGAGUGGAGAGGAGACGUUUAUGUAUCAGUGAGUUACAGAGGAAUCAACAGGAGAGGAGACAGUGAUGACAGCAGGUUUGGGUUUAAUAAUCAGUCCUGGUGUCUGCAAUGCUGUGAUAAUGGCUACUCCGUCUGGCACAACAAGAAGGAAAUGGUUAUCUCCUCCUCCUCCUCCUCCUCCUCCUCCUCUGUCUCUAACAGAGUAGCAGUGUAUGUGGACUGUCCUGCUGGCACUUUGUCCUUCUACAGAGUCUCCUCUGACACACUGAUCCACCUCCACACCUUCAAUACCACAUUCACUGAACCUCUGUAUGCUGGGUUUGGGUUUGUGUUCAGGAUGAGCUCCGUGUUCGGUUCUAUGUCUCUGCUACGUUUCAUGACAUUGGCUGAAUCCUCAGUGUCUCUGUGUUCUCUGUAG